Penicillium cataractarum is the source of this 1326-nucleotide messenger RNA. Its product is annotated as ICE2 family protein. Gene Ontology annotation, biological process: endoplasmic reticulum inheritance; septin ring assembly. Gene Ontology annotation, cellular component: endoplasmic reticulum membrane; cortical endoplasmic reticulum; perinuclear endoplasmic reticulum. The record is from RefSeq and is a predicted model, not a curated record. The transcript is spliced from 2 exons. Lineage: Eukaryota; Fungi; Ascomycota; Eurotiomycetes; Eurotiales; Aspergillaceae. Bases 1 to 1326 code for a protein of 441 amino acids.
AUGUGGCUCUUCCGCGUCUUCUCGUCGGCCGUCUUCCUCACCGUGGUCGUCUCCUCGAUCCCACUGGCCUUCGAUGUAGGCGGCAAAGUAUGCGGUCUGGCCUUUUCGCUAUCUCUCGCCACGUUCUACUUCCUCUUCUCGCUGUUGAAGGUCUCCACUCCCGACCGCUCGUGGUUCCGUUCCUCUCUGGUCGUCGUGGUUAGCUCCACACAAUGGAUCUUGAUCCCGAUUCUGUUGAUCUGGUCUUUGAAUCGCUUCUCGGUCGAUGCGGACAGUACCGGUGGAUGGGUUGAGCGCACUUUCACAGGAGAGAGGGCAGCGGACAGUUCAAUCCAAGAGUGGCUCUUUGGUCGGGAUGGUUUGGUGGAGACGGUGACCCUGGGCAACUGGGAUCGACUGCUGCGCUGGUCCACCCCCGUGUUCCAGCUCGUGGAGGGCUUCUGUAGCUUGCUGGUUAUCCAGGCUGCUGGCCAAAUUACGCGUUGGCUGGUGAAUCGAGGUGGGCGAAGUGACAGCUGGAUGAUUGGCCUUCUCGUUCUCUCUGCGACCGUCAUUUCCAGCUCCGUCUACUUCCUCUGGCGCGUCCUCCAGUUCCCUGAAAUAUCCAAUGUUGAUGCGGCCUUGAUCGGUGUCUCUAUCACAUGUGCAGUCAUUUUGUGCGCUUGGGGUAUUGGCAGCGGACGUGGAAACCCCGUGGAGAGCUCUCUGCUCUUCGCCUACAUCGUCCUAUGUAUCUACCAGAUCUUCACGGACUACAAGCCCUCGUACCCGGUCGAGCAGGCUCCUUCGCCCUCGCAAGCGGGUGAAUUCCCCCCGCUUCCACCAAUUAUCAUGGCAUCGUACACCACUCUCAUGCACGCGCUAUCUCUGUUGCCUUCAAUCAUCCACGCCGCAUUCAACGUCAUCACCGCCGUCUUCAGUGCCGUUACCCCGUCAGUUCUGAUUUCACUCGCGUACCGGUUACUCGUGUUGUACGCGUCAACGCGCAUUAUCCCCGCCGUGCGGGAAUCUGGCGCUCGCGCACUGUCGCAGGAGGCCUCUCUGGAUGAUACUGACGCGGCUGGCCAGGUUCUGGGAUUCCUGAGCUAUUUCGCCCCGUCUAUUCUCAUCGCUGUUUACACGAGUCUUUUGAUGCAGCACUUCUCGUCUGCAUCGCAAGCUAUGGGCGGCAGUGGUGAGUGGUGGAGCAGCCAAGGAGCCGGUGGAGGCAACCUUUGGAGAUGGAUCAACCUUGCUUGUACUAUGGGCCUUUAUGCGGUCGAGCUUUGGCUCGGAGAGCAUGACGACCUGGACAAUGGCCUGGCUGGGCAUUGGAAGACUGAUUGA